AUGGCUCGACUCAAGCCGAAAGGACGUGCCCAAAAUCACAACCAUCUACAGGCAGCACCAGUUUCUCAAGAAUCACCGUCUGAGCUACACGGCAGCGUGAACAUUGCUCAUCCAUGCAAAGCUCGAUCCUCACACACUCUAGGUCGGUCUGAAUCAGCGCUCGGUAGUUGUAGUAGGCAAAUGUUUGGUGUCGCUGACACUGCAAAUCUUCAAGACUCUCUCAUGGGUGCCGGGCGGGAUUUGCGAUAUUUUGGUCCAUCUUUCGCCAUUGCAUUAUUCCACACCCAUCCACCAUCCGACGAGCAAACAACAUCGGGCCGGCGAUCAAAUGGGCAGCCGAGCUCAAGAACAGGACCUUGGUCUCUAUGGACGCAUCACAAGCUACAAAAUGUACUUGAGAAGAGGGUACACUGCUCUCUGCCGUCCUGGCCCGAAGCUCUUUCACUGGUUACAGCCUUCUUCGAGGAAAAUUACAUGGCUUUACCACUCUUUCGCCCACCCGCCUUUAUAGCUCGUCUCGGUCAGCAAUACUCUGGAGACUUUGAUGGUGGCCCUGCUUGGUGGACUUCAUUCAACGCUGUGCUGGCAAUUUCUCAAAGAAGACGUGUUGAGCAGGGGGCUUCUGACGACAAGGAGCUGGCCUGGGGCUAUGCGGCCAACGCCCUCGACACAGUUUUAGACAUACUCAUGAGGGCCACUCAAGUCAUAUCGGUCCAAGCUCUGCUGAUACUGGCAUGGUUCUUUCUGGGAACACCUAACCCGCAGCCCAGCUUCAUGUUGGUGGCCAAUGCCAUUAGACUUGCACACACCAUCGGGCUACACAGAAAGGAGUGCAGCUCGUCAUUGAGCCCUGUCGAGAAGGCGACUAGAGCCAAUGUAUUCCGGCUUGCUUUUUCACUGGAUCGAGAGUUGAGUCUCCGGACCGGGCGGCCUCCUGCGCAAGAUUUUGGCGGCUUUGAGGUUGACUUGCCUGAUUCGUCACUCCAGCAUGAGUUCAGCACCCAUGUUCCUUUAAACGGGCUGAUCAACAUUUUAAUAGCCGCUUCUCGCCUAGUCGUUAUCCAAGCUAAACUCUAUUCCAGGAUUUAUCUCAGAGAAGGGAUCGAUCCCAGUACCAUUUCAGAUGCCACGCAAGCACUAGGCGAGGACUUGGAGGAAUGCAUCACAACCGCUAUCCAGCAUUCAGUGGAUGCUGCUAGAGCCAUUCUUCAGUUGGAUUCACUCAUCCCGGAUACCUGGAAAAGUUUGACUUGGGACGUGAUUCCCAUCACUGUCACUGCCAUCCUGAUCCUGUCUCUCUAUACUUUGCGUCGACCCCGCACACUGGACGCCGCCGAGGACCUUGAUUCAGUCUCAAUAGCCCUCAAGCGACUUGCGUCUCUCGAGCUCUCUGAACCUGGCUCAUAUUUGACUCCGGUACGAACAGUGUGUCAGGAUGUGUACAGGGCUGUUCUAUGA
Molecule: messenger RNA, 1458 nt
Organism: Colletotrichum phormii
Lineage: Eukaryota; Fungi; Ascomycota; Sordariomycetes; Glomerellales; Glomerellaceae
Product: fungal-specific transcription factor domain-containing protein
Exons: 4
Coding region: 1-1458 (485 amino acids)
Biological process (GO): DNA-templated transcription
Molecular function (GO): zinc ion binding; DNA binding
Source: RefSeq, a predicted model, not a curated record